Populus nigra (black poplar) is the source of this 1617-nucleotide messenger RNA. Its product is annotated as probable carboxylesterase 11. NCBI's taxonomy places the organism in Eukaryota, Viridiplantae, Streptophyta, Magnoliopsida, Malpighiales, Salicaceae. Gene Ontology annotation, molecular function: hydrolase activity. Bases 84 to 1250 code for a protein of 388 amino acids. The transcript is spliced from 2 exons. The record is from RefSeq and is a predicted model, not a curated record.
CAACAACCUCAUCAUCCUCCUCAACUCCAUCUUCAUUAAUCAGCAGCAAAACCAGAUCCCGGCGUUCUCCUCUCUCUGUAGAGAUGCCCAACUUAAUUGUAAAACUAUACAGUGUCAUCUUCAAAUAUCAACAAAAACACCUCCUACAAAGCCUCAUCGAAACCCCUGAAUCCACCAAACCCAACCCAUUUGGCAUAACUUCUCGGCCCAGCGAAUCCAUCGCAGCUAGUAACCCAUCAUUUUCCGACGGUGUCGCCACCAAAGACAUACAUGUCGACCCCUUCUCUUCUCUAUCUCUCCGGAUCUUCCUUCCCGAUACAGCUGUCACCUCCUCAUUGUCUUCAACCUAUCAAAUUACCAAUUACGGUGGGUAUUCUCCGGCGGAAGGAAAAUCUCACCGGAAGUUGCCGGUGAUGUUGCAGUUUCACGGAGGCGGGUUUGUCAGCGGGAGCAAUGAGUCGGCAGGAAACGAUGCGUUUUGCAGGAGAAUAGCCAAAUUGUGUGAUGUGAUUGUCGUGGCUGUUGGGUAUCGAUUGGCACCAGAGACCAAGUAUCCUGGGGCUUUCGAAGAUGGUUUCAAGGUUUUGAAUUGGUUAGCAAAGCAGGCUAAUUUGGCUGUUUGUGGGAGAUUGGGUGCUCAAAGCCAUAUAUUUGAUAGCUUUGGGGCUUCCAUGGUCGAGCCCUGGUUGGCUGCUCAUGGAGAUACUUCCAGAUGUGUAUUACUUGGGGUGAGCUCUGGUGCAAACAUAGCAGAUUAUGUGGCAAGAGAGGCUGUAGAGGCUGGGAAGCGAUUGGAUCCAGUUAAGGUGGUGGCACAAAUCUUGAUGUUUCCUUUCUUUAUCGGAAGCACUCCCACCCAUUCUGAGAUUAAGCUUGCAAGCUCAUAUUUCUAUGAUAAGACCAUGUGCAUGUUGGCAUGGAAACUCUUUCUACCUAAGGAAGAGUUCAACCUAGAUCACCCAGCUGCUAAUCCUCUUAUUGCUGGGAGGCAGCCACCUCUUAAGUGCAUGCCCCCGACUCUAACAGUUGUGGCAGAGCAUGACUUUAUGAGAGAUCGAGCCAUUGCCUACUCAGAAGAACUACGGAAAGUUAAUGUAGAUGCACCUCUUCUUGAUUAUAAGGAUGGUGUGCAUGAGUUUGCUACUCUUGACGUGCUUCUCCAAACACCACAGGCCCGGGUAUGUGCAGAGGAUGUCUCUAUAUGGGUCAAGAAGUACAUAUCACUCCGAGGCCAUGAGUUUUCUUAUUGAAUGGAGCUGAAAAGAAGAAAGUGAGCUGGAAGGGGAAAGAGCUGUUCAAUAGAUACGGGGUCAUCUUCUUUAUGAUCUUCUGCUUCUUUUCCUAUCCCUUUUCUUUUUCCCCCCUGGAGAUAAGCAGCAUUGUUGUAUACUGAGGAUUAACUUCUGGCUCUAUUCCAUUUCUCAAGUUCUGUAUUUAGGAAAAGGGGUUUUCUCUCUUAUUGUAAAGUCAUUGUUUGUCUGAGUGUAGGACUCGCUUGGAUAUUGAUGAGAAUUUUAUUCAUAGAUAUACCAGGAACAUUACUUUUCCAGCCCAUUUGCAGGCUGCUUGCUGUAAACAGUAGCACUGCAGUGAUACCUUGAUACCAGUUUCUUGCCA